Carassius auratus (goldfish) is the source of this 2212-nucleotide messenger RNA. It is a transcript of the gene bspry, whose product is annotated as B-box and SPRY domain containing. The record is from RefSeq and is a predicted model, not a curated record. NCBI's taxonomy places the organism in Eukaryota, Metazoa, Chordata, Actinopteri, Cypriniformes, Cyprinidae. The transcript is spliced from 6 exons. Gene Ontology annotation, molecular function: protein binding; zinc ion binding. The coding region runs from base 135 to 1544 and encodes 469 amino acids.
AGGUAGGCAGGGCUCUAAAACAGGAUACACCUGCGCUACGGGUAUUUUACAGUACAUACAUCAACGAAACCAGACGAGCCAUUCGUGUUUUAUUCUGCUAAAAGUAACUAACCAUAUUAUUAUCUCUCGGUGCCAUGAGUACGGAACAUAGACUUUGUGAAUUGACAACGGUGUCCUUGAAUGUCAAUGACCCGGAGACAACUUCUCAGCUGGACGACCCUUCUAAACCUCAAGAUCGAGUAAAUAUAUGUGGAGGCAGUGGGCAGUCUUUACACACCAAUGGCACAGUAAACGGAGAAUCAUCGACAAAACCUUUGCGCAAAUUUGAGAAAUCGGAGAACCAUGUAGGCAGCGGUGCAGCCUCCUUAUCGGCUUCAGGCGAAGCGAAACUGUGUCCAGUACAUGAAGGCGAAUUACAGUUGUACUGCAGUACAGAAGGAAGACUGGCCUGCUCGAAAUGUGUUUCGGAUGGAUCUUGUCAUGGUCACACGGUGACAGAGCUGGUUACUCGGGCAACUGUAGUAAGGAAUCAGUUGGUGGAUGUCUGUGAAAAAAUGCAGCUGCAAGCCCUGCGGAUCGAACGAUUCAUUGACCGUACGCUUACAGCGAGAGAGAAAGCUGUACAGACAGAUGCAAACAGCGCAAGGGAACGUGUGUUGGCUCAGGUGAAUGUGGUUCGUGAGGCUCUUGAGGAGGAGGAGCAGCGUCUCCUAGAGGCCAUACAGAGAGAGGAGGAGCGAGUGGAGCAGUGCCUCCUAACUCAGAGAGCACACUGGACUCACACUCUGGAGAAACUCACACACACACGCACCAGCCUGGUUCACACACUCACACACUCGACAGAUACCAUGAUUGUGAGCUCCAAUGAGGAAAUAAAUGACAGAAUCGAGGAUGCGGAGGGUGCUGGUGAACCUAGAGACACUGAACAACUGACUUUGAACAGAAACUGCAGUGACAGUAAACUCAUGGUGGGUUUAUGGGCCAGUGCAUUACUGCUAGGAUCAUCUGCCAAAAGAUUUACUGCACUACACUUUGAAGCUCAGACGGUCAGUCCUCUUCUCUCCCUCUCCAGUGAUCAGAGCACCUUAACUUUCCUGCCCAAACGUCAGCGUCAGUCACCGCCCUAUGACCCAUCACGCUUCGACAGCUGGCCUAAUGCUCUCUGCUCCCCACCUAUGUCCUCUGGCACUCACAGCUGGGUACUUGACGUGGGCAUGAGUGCUGCCUUUAAAGUGGGUGUAUGCUAUUCCAGCAUAGAACGCAAAGGGUCCGGCAAUGCUGCACGACUGGGCUACAAUAAAAAAUCAUGGGUGCUCUCGCGUUAUGAUGGAGACUUGUCUUUCUGUCACGAUGGAUGUAACGUGGGUAUCACAGUGGCUAAGAAGCUCAAGAGAGUGGGACUGCUGCUGGAUUGGCCCAGUCAGACCCUGCUGUUCUAUGAUCCUGAAUCUAUGUCUGUGUUGCAUGUAGUCAGACAUGCUUUCAGUGAGCCACUGCAGGCCGCCUGCGCUGUGGCUGAUCAGAGCAUCUCUAUAGUGCACUGAACAUCCGAUGAAUGUUAAUGAAGGCACUGAAGAUCCAGAGGACUUGAAGGAAUAGUGGAUGUGACAUUAUGCAAUGUCAUUUGAACCAAUGAUCAUUCAAAAAAUAUUUUAACAGUGCCAUUGAAGACCAAUUUAUCCAAAGGGAAGAGAAAGUGUGAUAAUAUGAAUCACAUUGCUUAGUUUUAAAGAAGCUAAUUUGCCUUACUUUAUAGGAUUUUGCAAAUCUACAAGCAUAUGACAUUGCCAUCUUUUUAUAUUUAUAAAUUAUUUAAAUAAUUUUAUGCUCCAUCUCUUUCAAAGUAUUUCAUGUUUAUGUUAAAAAUAGUGCAAUUAUUAACAGUUCUUAACAAAAAAAAAAAUAGUGCAAUUAUUGUUGACUGUUUGUAUUUAUUAUCGGCACAUCAUAUAAAAUAGUUGCAUUUGUCUGUGACAGUACCCAACUGGUACUGAUAUGGCUGACAAUGAUAUUUGAUACUAUAUUCUAGUUGAGUUUUCAUGUGAUCGCAUGAGAUCAUGGCUCUGAUAGCGGAACAAUUGUCAUGUAAAAAUCUUGGGGAAAUUAAAUUUACAUUAUCAGAUUUACACAUGGUUAUUGACAAAUCUGUAAUAAAUAACAAUGUUCUGACUUUUUUUCUGAAAAUGUAUGUGAUGUAUUCAUGCAAUAAAAU